Molecule: messenger RNA, 504 nt
Organism: Tremella mesenterica DSM 1558
Lineage: Eukaryota; Fungi; Basidiomycota; Tremellomycetes; Tremellales; Tremellaceae
Exons: 11
Coding region: 1-504 (167 amino acids)
Source: RefSeq, a predicted model, not a curated record
AUGGGCCAAAGUAGGUGCCAGAAGUGGACUGACAGCCGGUUCAUUCCUUUGAGACAGUCUCAGAAUGGGCCAAAAAUCGACACGGCUGAACGUACAGGGUUGAUUCCUUUUGAGACAGUCGCAGAUUGGGCCAAAGGUUCAUUCCUUUUGAGACAGUCUCAGAAUGCCUGGUUGAUUCCUUUUGAGACAGUCUCAGAAUGGGCCAAAGUAGGGUUGAUUCCCUUUGAGACAGUCUCAGAAUGGGCCAAAGUCGGGUUGAUUCCUUUUGAGACAGUCUCAGAAUGGGCCAAAGUCGGGUUGAUUCCUUUUGAGACAGUCUCAGAAUGGGCCAAAGGUUCAUUCCUUUUGAGACAGUCUCAGAAUGGGCCAAAGUCGGUGCCUGAAGUGGUACUGACAGCUCUGAGUUCCCUCAGGUUGAUUCCUUUUGAGACAGUCUCAGAAUGGGCCAAAGUCGGGUUCAUUCCUUUUGAGACAGUCUCAGAAUGGGCCAAAGUCGGUGCCUGA